AUAGUUGUGUGUGUAUUCUUUAAUUCCUGUUGGACAUUUGAAAUGAUUCUCGUCUUUCUUUUUGUGUCCACUGUUCUCUCUUGUUUACCUCUCAUUUGCACUGCUACAGAUGAUGACACUUCUAUGCAUAGCUUCCCAAUUUCAGGAACACUUCUCGAGUACCCUUUUAACAACGCGAGUGAUGCACAACGUGGGUUGAUCCAGGUCGACUGUAGUUUGAAUCAUGAGGAUAUUCAACUUGGACGACACCCUUAUCAGAUUGCCGGAAAGCAUGGGAAUCAUUCUUUCUUCUUGAUUCCUAACAGAAGAUUUGAAGAACUUUUAGAAAAGAAUAGUUCUGAUGCACUUUACUUUAGUUUCACUUCCCCAACUCCUCUUUUAUUUUCCAUUUCAAUACGGUCGUUUAUGACUCUCUUCAAAUGCACAAAGGAUCCCAAGGAUGCUGAACAAAUAGAUGCCUAUUUCAUCAAACAUGGUUAUAAUAGCCACAAAAGUUGCAAAGAUCACAAGUUCUACUAUAAUCAUCAUCUCGUGAGCAAUUCAACAGUUCCAAGUCAUCUCCCACCUACAUGUGAAGUAAUACGGUUGCCAGUGAAGGAGCAAUGUGCAGAAGGCAAUGAAACCGACAUAUUUUCUCUUCUCGCCCAUGAAUUCUCUAUUUUCUUUAAUUUGUCAUCUUCAUGCCAGGAGUGUUGCAAAAAUAAAGGCCAGUGUCAAACUAACAAUGGACAGUUAGAGUGCUUAUACAAGGGAAUCUGUAUCUGAAGAUGUUGAAUUUUUCUUGCUCCAGUUGCUGCUGGAUCUGCCCUCAUCCUCAUGCUGUUGUCUUGUGCUAUCUUUGUAAUCUGGCGUAACCGUAAAAGCAGCCCUUUUUCGUAUGUUUCAUCGAAGGAAAAAUCUCCAGACUUCGAAGAUGGGAGUGACUUCUUUGGUGUCUCUGUGUUUUCCUACGACGAGCUUAAACACGCCACCCAAAAUUUCGACCCUUCUAGACUACUAGGCGAUGGAGGUUUUGGAGCUGUCUACUAUGGUAAACUGCAAGAUGGGCGAGAAGUUGCAGUGAAACGACUUUAUAGGCACAACUACAAGCGAGUCCAACAAUUCAUAAAUGAGGUCGAAAUCCUUGCCAAACUACGGCACCCACACCUUGUUUUGCUCUAUGGUUGCACCUCUAAACGAAGCCAGGAACUUCUCCUCGUUUACGAGUACAUUCGCAAUGGCACCCUUGCCGACCACCUCCACGGUUCCAGAGCAAAUCCAAGCUUGCUAACUUGGCCGAUGCGGAUGAACAUUGCUAUAGAAACCGCCAGUGCACUAGCCUACCUUCAUGCCACCGAAAUCAUACACCGAGAUGUAAAGACCAAUAACAUUCUCCUCGAUCACAAUUUCUGCGUCAAAGUAGCCGAUUUCGGGCUCUCGAGGCUCCUACCGAAUGACGUCAGCCACGUGUCGACCACUCCUCAGGGAACCCCGGGAUACGUCGACCCGCAAUAUCACCAGCGGUACCAACUAACAGAUAAGAGUGAUGUCUACAGCUUUGGAGUUGUGUUGGUUGAACUAAUAUCGUCAAUGGUGGCUAUCGAUUUGAGUAGACCUUCAGACGAGAUUAGUUUAGCGAAUCUAGCUAUAAACCGGAUCCAAGGAUGUGUGGUCGAUCAGUUGAUCGACCCAGUUCUGGGAUCCGAUUCAGAUCCUGAAAUCAUGAGGAUGAUCACAUUGGUAGCAGAGUUGGCGUUUCUGUGUUUACAGUAUGAUUCGGAAUUGAGGCCUACGAUGACCGAGGUGUUGGAUGUGUUGAAGGAUAUUCGGGGUGCAGGAAGAAGGGAUGGUUACGAUGGCAUCAUAGAGUCGAAAGACUCGGAACCUCUAGGUUCAUCGAAAACCACCAAUGACACGGUGGGUUUGUUAAAAGGACCAUCACUGUCGCCGGUAUCUGUCGUCGGUGAAUGGCAGAGUGGAUCAACUACACCAAGCAGCAAUGGAGAUGUAUUGCCAAACAAGAAUCAUAUCAGUACAUAAAACGAUCAUGCAGAUUCAUAUGUUCAGAAAUGAGUCAUUAAU
Molecule: messenger RNA, 2061 nt
Organism: Cynara cardunculus var. scolymus (artichoke)
Lineage: Eukaryota; Viridiplantae; Streptophyta; Magnoliopsida; Asterales; Asteraceae
Product: LEAF RUST 10 DISEASE-RESISTANCE LOCUS RECEPTOR-LIKE PROTEIN KINASE-like 1.1
Exons: 3
Biological process (GO): protein phosphorylation
Molecular function (GO): protein kinase activity; ATP binding
Source: RefSeq, a predicted model, not a curated record